Cryptococcus amylolentus CBS 6039 is the source of this 899-nucleotide messenger RNA. RefSeq lists its product as hypothetical. Bases 91 to 660 code for a protein of 189 amino acids. The transcript is spliced from 5 exons. The record is from RefSeq and is a predicted model, not a curated record. NCBI's taxonomy places the organism in Eukaryota, Fungi, Basidiomycota, Tremellomycetes, Tremellales, Cryptococcaceae. Gene Ontology annotation, cellular component: peroxisomal membrane.
UGUACUUGCGCUUAUCUCCUAUUGCAAUCUAUAAAGCACCCCACGUUUCCAUCUACAUCUCGGUUUGCCUCUCAUCUCCCAUAGCCCACCAUGUCGGCCCUCCAGCGAUUCCUCCUCGACCCAGCAAACCACGACCUGCUGGCCAUUCUCAAGGGUGCUAGAAAUGGGCUUGUAUACGGCUGCAAGAUCCGCUUCCCCCACGCUCUGGUCAUGACCUUUCUCUUUUCCCACAAACCUCUCCCCGCCAAGAUUCGUGGCAUCUUCACGGCGACCAAGACCCACGCUCUCAAUCUCUGCAAAUUCGUGACCAUCUACAAAACACUCCUGCUCUUGCAAAAGAAGCUCAAUGGAGGCAAAGAGAGAAAUCUCGAUACGCUUGUGGCCGGGGGGCUCGGAGGGUACUGGGUCUUUGGUGAUAGGACGCCCGUGCGUAUCUUUCGCACAACGCCGACGCCAUCACUGAUACCCGGCAGAUCAACGAGCAAAUUGUCCUCUACGUCCUCGGCCGCAACAUACUCGCCCUACUCCCCCGUCUAUACUCUCAGUCAACACCUCCCUCUCACCCCUUCCAGCCCCUGUCUCACCCUCUCCCAUCUAUCACCUCACCAGCGGGCAACCCUAAACCCAUCCCGCCGGCGCAGGUUCCGUUCACGAUCGUAGCGACGCUGAGUUGGGCGGUGGCGAUGUACAUGUUUAGACACCGUGGAGAGAGGAUGCAGCCGGGACUGAGCAAUAGUAUGAGAUACUUGUACAGAGAUUCCGAGACUUGGACAAGUUUAAAGACGCUGCUCUGGCACAACAAAUAGUACUCGGUUAGACACUUUUCGGCGCUGGCGCUAGGAUAACGUUGUUCGUAUGCUCCUCACGAUGUAGAUAGAUGUAUACAUGUUCACGCACUG